Durusdinium trenchii is the source of this 5743-nucleotide messenger RNA. Lineage: Eukaryota; Dinophyceae; Suessiales; Symbiodiniaceae. The record is from the annotation of a GenBank genome assembly.
GAUGCGAGCGUUCGAGGUUUCGUUGUUUAUUGAAGUCUAUUGACCUGGAUGGUCCCAAGAGUGGUCCCAAGACAGGGCAAGAAUGUCACCGCACCCCGCACUCAAGGUGUUUCAAGGUGUUGGGGGAUGGUGAGGAAACGGACCUUCAAUUAUGGGAUAGUUGAGAAGGACUGGGUAUGCCCGCUCUACCUAGAUCUUUUUGUCUUGGUCAAUACAACCGCCGCCAGUCGCAGUUUUUGGCUGCAGUUGCCGCAGCACGAUGGAAUUUCCGUUGAAGUUGACCAGGCAGACUCUCCCUGAGGGGCGAGGAAGGACAGCAGAUGUUGAUGCUUGGAUCUGAAUCUGUGCACUUGGGGUUGUGACACAGGAACAAUGAAAGACGGACUUUCUGCUGAUGGACAAAUAUUACACAAUUUCUAAGAACCAGUUGCAGCAGAAGGACGUCCACGGCCCGCCUAUAAUUUCCAGAGAACUGGUCCUGCUGUACGUUGUCAUUCUCCGCUUCGCCAAUUUGCCACGUUUUGCUUCUCGUGGGGGUUUCCCCUUGAGACUUCUUGAGGCAAUGGAUUGGAGCAAUCCCCGCUUAGCCACAAAGCUGCUUGUCAAGUUUGGCAACCUGGGGCAGUGGCCAAAGGCACUGGGGCUGCUGUGCCAGUUAGCAGGAGAGGGGGUGAAGGUGGAUGAGAUCCAUAUGUCUGCGGCCAUUCGUGCCUGCAGCAAAGGCUGUGCCUGGGAAGCGGCCCUGGCCCUUUUGCAAAGCGCCAGCCACUUCUCCAUUGGCACAGACCUCAAGAUCUUCUGUGUGGUUCUGAGUGCUCUGGAUCGUGGACGGCAAUGGGAGCUGGCCUUUCAGUUGCUUGAGCAGAUGGUGCGCGUAGAGAUGCCUCCGGAGCAAGUCGCCUACAACACUGCAGUCAGUGCUUGUGAGCGCUUGGGGCAAUGGAAGGCCGCCAUCGGUGUGAUGGCUCGAAUGUGCCGAGAAGAGGUAGAAAUGGACACCAUCACCUAUGGCACCGCGAUUUGUGCAUGUGCCAGGGGACAAGCGUGGUGGAAAGUGCUCCACCUUUGGCAGUGCAUGGAGGAGAAGUCCGUUGGCAAAAACACCGUGCUCUGCGGCGCAUCCGUGAAUGCCUGUGCCAAGGGAAGCCUUUGGGCAAUGGCUUUGGACAUUUUGUCCUCCAUGCCGCGGUCCAAGGUGAAACAAAAUACAAUCACCUGCAAUGCUGCCAUCUCUGCCUGUGAGAGGGGUGCCCAAUGGCGCUUCGCCCUGGAGAUCUUGCGUCAGAUGCCUCGAACUGCGAUCCCUUGCGAUGUCAUCAGCUGUAGCGCGGCGAUGAGCGCAUGCGAGAAGGCCGCCGAGUGGCAGCUCGCGGUGGCCCUGUUCGAGGACAUGUUCCGACUAAAGCUGCAGGUGGACCUGAUAAGCUGUAGCGCGGCCAUCAGCGCAUGCGAGAAAGCGGCGCGAUGGGAGGUGGCGCUGGGCCUCCUUUGGGGCAUGGAUGCCCUGUCCGUCCGGCGGAGCUCAGUGAGCUUCGCCGCUGCCAUCUCGGCCUGUGAGAAAGCGCAGGAGUGGCCGGCGGCCGUGGAGGUCUUAGAACAGUUCCUAUGCAGCCGGGUAGAGGUCGACCGCAUCCCUUUUGGUGCUGCAAUCGCAGCAUGCUCACGAAGUGGCCAAUGGUUGGUAGCAGAGGCCAUCCUGAGAGACAUGUGCUUCCAAAAGCUUCCAAAAGACGUGAUCUCGUGCACGGCGGCCAUUGCAGCCUGUGCCAACUCUGCCCAAUGGACAAGAGCCUUGAAGUUCAUGGAGGAGAUGGUGACAGAAACUGUCCAUCCUGAUGAGUCGACUUAUGGUUCAGCUUUGAGUGCUUGUUACUUGGCAGGGCGCUGGCAGGAGGGCCUUGAGCUUUUGGAUGAGAUGAAGCGAGCAGACUUCGCCGUUGAUGGCAUGCAUAUCGGCUCUGUGGUGGGUGCGGUUCUGAGGAACUUGGGGCGCAGCGCAGCAGUCGCAUGGCUGAAGACGCUGCGAGAGGGGCCUGAGGAAGCGCCCCAGCCGGGAAUUCAGCUGGGUGAGAUCAUUGGAGGGAGCCCUGUGAUCUCGGCGUCUUAUGGCCUGGUGAUACUCAACAAGCCAGCGGGCGAGCGGACUGAGGAUGUGCAGCUGGCGCUGGCGCAGCGCUUGCAGUCGUCCACAAGCAGCGUCUCGCGGUUGGAUCGGCCCACCUCGGGGGUGCUCACAGUGGUUGUGGGCUCCAAGAUGGCUGCAACCACCAAGUGGUUUCAGGCGCAAUUCGCCAGCCGACUGGUGGAGAAAGAGUACCUUUGCCUUUGUGAGGCCCACCAGGAGCCAGGGCCGCCAGGGUCGCGGCACUCCGUCUCAGCUCCUUUGCGUGUGGUGAGCCAGAGUUCAUGGAGUUCAAGGACUCAGGUCGACGAGUCUUCUGGACGUGAAGCCUUGACGCUCUACGAGAUCCUCGGCUGCUUCACGUUGAGCGGAUCCAAGCGCUUUGUGUUGGUCCGGGCGGAGCCCAAGACAGGCAGAAUGCAUCAGAUCAGAGCUCAUUUAGCAAGCAUUGGCCUUCCCUUGGUGGGGGAUGGGCUCUAUGGCCAGCCACCGCCCGACUGGUGCCGCCGCCUGUUCCUGCACUGUCACCGCUUGAGGCUGCUGGACUGGGAGGCUGAGCCUCUCCAGAUUGACGUGCCGUUGCCCAGUGAGCUCCAGGCAGCCCUGGAGCAUUUGGAAGCGACAGAGGCCAAUGAAAAGAGGCCCUUCAUUGUGAAAGAGGCCGAGUUAGGGGAGCUGGAUGUGCUUAAGCAAGCCACUUCAAAGUUAAAAGCCUUCAGCACAAGUCAUCAGUGGACCAAAGCUCUAGAUCUACUGGCUCUUUUGCGAUGCUCCACCGGGCCGAAACCCAACAUGAUCACCUGCAACGCUGCCAGCAGUGCUUGCGUCCAUCACGGAUGGAGCUGGGCCCUGCACCUGUUGGUCUCUGCCCAAGCUGCACGGCUGCGAUCGGACCUGGUGAGCUGCAACGUGGCCCUAAAGGCUCGAGCCCAGUGGGUCGAUGCUAUGGCUUCUCUGGAGCAGAUGUGCCGAUCUCAGACUCGACCCGAUCUCAUCAGCUACAACUCACUGGUGCACCAGUUGGAAGCAACCCAGUGGUCUCGGGCACUAGGAAUUUGGGGGGAAAUCCAGGCAGAUGUACGUGACGUGGUGACCUUUGCCUCGAUUGCCAGCAGUUGUGCAAAAGCGAGACAGUGGCGACAUGAGCUUCGGCUGUUGUCGUCCCUUUGGGGCUCAGCCUGCGAACUGGACGCGAUCACCUUCAACGCCAUCACUAGUGGUUUGCCUGAGAGCCAGGCCUGGUCAAAAGGCCAACACUUGCUGAGCAAGGUGCAGUUCUUGCUACUGCAAGUGAAUGAAAUCAGCUACCAUGCUGCCAUCAGCUGUCAGGAAUUCUGGAGAAGGGCUAUCAACCUCUGCGGCAAACUUCGAGAGGACGGCUUGAAACCGAACAUCGUCACUUGUAAUUCCAUAAGCUCUACCUGUCAAGCAGAAUGGCAGCAGGUGAUGCUGGCCUUGAAUACUUUUGCAGAUAUUGGACUGGAAUUGGACAUCAUCUCCUUCAAUGUGGCAAUUUCAGCGUGUGGGAUGAAGACGCUAUGGGAAUUGGCAUGGUCUCUGUUUCAAGAGCUCUCAGCCUCAGGGAUGGCAGAUCCUUACACCUUCACCACCAUGAUCAAGACGUGUGCCGCCACCCACUGGUGGCAUGUUUUGUCGCUCCUGGAGGCUUCACAUUCUUUGGGGCCAAGCUUAGAAGUGUGGAAUGCAGCCAUCAGCAGCUGCUCAAACGCGUCAGCCUGGCUGCAAGCUUUGCUUGUGUAUGGUGCGAUGCAACAGCAGCAGGUGCUUCCUGACGUGGCCAGCUAUAGUCAAGUGAUCAUGGCAUGUGAUGAGGGAAGCCAGCAUGCUUUGGCUCUGAGCUUUUUGGAAGAGCUGGAGGCGGAUUCCUUGCGGCCAGAUGUUGUGGCGUUUGGGUCGGCGAUGAAUGCAUGUGCACACUGCGGGGAGCUGAAUAAAGCCCUGGAGUUGCUGAACAGGAUGCAGGAAUGUCAGGUGCAAGCGAACCUGAUGGUGGCGAAUACUGUGAUCAACAGCUGUGUUCUCACUGGAUCCUGGGAAGAGGCUUUGAAGCUCCUCAGUGAGUUUCAAAAGGCCCUGCAGAUGGAUGUGAUCUCCUACAACUCCUUGUUGAGUGCCUUAGCCCCCAGUGGUCUUUGGACCCGAGCCGUGGAUGUUUUGGAAGAAGCUCGUAGCCGUGGACUUACGAUGGAUAUGAUCAGUAGCAAUGCCCUCAUGAGCGCCUGCGAGAACCGAGCACGAUGGCAAGAAGCCUUGCAGUUGAUGAACUCUUACGAAUGGAGUGCACCGCCUGCUGAGAAGCCACGUCUUAGUCAAAUAAUUAUCACCAAUACAGCGCUUGCUGCUUCAGCAAGGUCUGGUCAAUGGCUCCUGGCCCUGAGUUCCUUCAGUGAGCUUUCUCAGGAGGCACUGCAACCAUCCCAUGUCUCCUAUAAUGCUGUGGUGAGUGCAUGUGAAAAGGGUCGAAGGUGGUGGCUUGCACUGGACUUGUAUCAACACCUCUUAGACUCCAAGCUGCCUUUGGAUGUUGCCACAUGCAACUCGGCCGCUCUCGCAUGUGCUGCCGCUGGCCAAUGGCAGGAGGCAUUGUUGCUGGCAAUGACCAGUUCCUCCGUCGCCAGCCUCAGUGGGGCCAUUACAGCAUCCGCUGAGCUCAUGCAAGGGAAUGAGCAGGUGAUGUCCUUGUUGUCAGGGGUUGAACUUCAAGCCUUGACGGAACUGGCUUCAUUGGCUUCAGUCAAGCCUGAAAAAGAGGGCGCUGUUUCCCGAAUGGACCGAACGAUCCAGUUGCGCGCCUCAAUGGCCCAAUGGCAUGAAAGCUUCCUCGAGCACCUGGCCCUACAGCGCAAGAAGCGCUUGCGUGCCCGAGCGCUGUUGGCACUAGCCUUGAUUUCUGAGCCCAUGGAGAGGCAAUGGAAAGAGAUCUUUGUGGAUGUCGCCUGGACGGCGUGGGUUCAAGUUGUGGGGGAUGAACGCCGUCAACGGGAGAUGUGCAAGGCGCAGCAGAUGUACGAGAAGGUCCUGAAUGAUGCGCACAGCGCCAUGGGGCUGACCUGUUUGACCGUCUGGAGCAGUCGUGCUAUCCUGCCCUUCCGUUUCUCGAGUGACACCUUGCUAGCGUUACUUCAGAAGGCUUUGCCUUCUGUGCCUCCUAAAGAUCUGGAGGUAGUGGCCGAAAGCGUGCCAAAAGAGCUCGAUGGCCAAACCUCCUUCUUUCAGCUUAUGUCUUGGCUUUACCCCUCGGCCAAGCAGGCCAUUGACAUCGAAGAAUGGCAGGCUCUCCGUCGCCAGCACUGUUCAUGGGCGAAGCGGUGUCACUCGCUGCUUGUGCUGUCUUUGAUUGCUGAGCCUUUCCAGCAUUUUUGGCGGGAAGUUUUCCUGGACCUCGCCUGGUCUGCCUGGGCCGGAGCGGUGGCCGGGACCCGCCGCCGCCGAAGCCUUUGUGUCGCACAAGCCGAGUUUGAAUCGGAGGCUGACAGGCUCUCAGCCUUGUGUGGCAAUCAGGUGUCGCCACAAGAUGUGGCCAGCACCGCGUUGCACAACAUCCUUGUGAGGCGCAGCAGCCACCCUGAAAGCUCUCAAGAUGUGAGCCUCGGGAUGUAG